Molecule: messenger RNA, 2038 nt
Organism: Cololabis saira (Pacific saury)
Lineage: Eukaryota; Metazoa; Chordata; Actinopteri; Beloniformes; Belonidae
Gene: washc3
Product: WASH complex subunit 3
Exons: 7
Coding region: 130-765 (211 amino acids)
Biological process (GO): actin filament polymerization; exocytosis
Cellular component (GO): WASH complex
Source: RefSeq, a predicted model, not a curated record
AGUCCGGAGUCACGUGAAACGUCUCUGCAGAAACUUCAGUGUGCUGCGUUUUGCCUAAUUUUCUCUCAAAUAUUGAGCCGUUAUACAAAAGGCUAUAUUUAUAUCUGUAGGAUCCCUUGGAAGUGUGUAAUGGACGAGGAUGGGUUACCAAUUGUAGGGUCUGGAGUCGAUCUUACCAAGGUUCCUGCCAUACAACAGAGGAGAGUUGUUGCCUAUCUCAAUCAGUUUGUUGUGCACACAGUCCGUUUCCUCAACCGAUUUUCCACAGUGUGUGAAGAGAAACUUGCAAACAUAUCUCUUCGCAUACAGCAGAUUGAAACCACCCUCUGCAUUUUGGAGGCCAAGUUGUCCUCCAUCCCUGGACUGGAGGAUGUCACAGUAGAUGGACUCAGCCAGCAGCAACCUGCACAGACAAAUGGACCCGUUACCGCCAGUCAGAACCAAACAGAUGGUCCACCAGCGGGGGCACCUCCUCCCUCAGAGCCGGCUCAGAGCUUACCAGAAGCUGCACCUGCACAAAAAGCAGAAGUGGCUGUGGAGAAUGUCAUGACUGUGGCCAAGGACCCACGAUAUGCCCGGUACCUCAAAAUGGUUCAUGUGGGGGUUCCAGUUGUAGCCAUUAGGAAUAAAAUGGUGCUGGAGGGUUUGAACCCCAACCUGCUUGACACACCUGAUGCUCCUGUCCCCGAUGAUGCGACAAGGACCGCAGAGGAUGAAGAAGUCGCAGCUGCCAACUCUGACAGUGAAUCAUCUUUCAGCGACUGACAUCCCUGUUCGGUCCUCGUCACUUCGGAGCUCCGUCUGGACGGUAUUCGUUGAAGCCUUUUACGGGCUGCAGAGGAGCAUGCGGCUGAAUUGUGCCUCUUUCUUAGGAAGGUCGGUGAAAAGGUGCAUGUGAAGGUACCUGAGUGAUUGUAAAAUAGUGGACUGAAAUAGUUCUGAUGGUCGUCAGUCAGCCGCCACGACUUUCAUCCACCAUUUGCAGUUUUUCAUCAAUAAUUAUUCAUUUGAGAAAGAUGGAAUCAUUUUCUGUUGAUGUAAAGAGUUGUCCUGAAAGGAUGAUGUUAAGUUUUCUGCAAAGUAGAAUAAUAUAUAAGUUAGAAACACCGGUAUUGACAACCCGAUCUCAGUUUCAUGCCUUAAAGACUGCAGUAACACCACUGGCCGAAGGAUGGGUCGGCCCCUUCACGGCACCGAGUCUUGGGCUUUUUCCGGGACGUCCCAUUUUUGGUAUCCGAGUUCAUGUUUGGGGCAAAAGUUUACCUGCAGAACUUAGUUAUCUCAUAAGAUGAGAAGUGGUUUCGGUGUCGUGCCGGAUGGGUGGACGCCCCCCAACUGGUACUUCUGAUAUUGUUGCAGGCUCCAAAUAAAAUAAUGAUGGAAAAAUGCUGAAAACCAUGAAUGUUUAUGACUCAGCGUUGUAAUUUAAUUUCUUGUUGACAUUCUGGAUCAUUUAGAUUUGCGCAUCUGUCACAGAAUAAUUACAGCGGUCACAGAAAUUGUAUUUAUAGACUGUAUUAUACUGCAAAUUUAUUUCUUGUUUCUUGAUUGUAUUUGUAAAUGAAACUAUAUUAUAAUUCAUGAGUGACUGAUAAUAGAUACUAAUCAUUCAUUGUGCAUUUUACUUUGUUUUCUGCAUUACUGCUUUAAUGUUUUGUCCAGAAAAAAAAGAAGAGUUGUUUCACACUAAACCUACUGGAAACAAACUUGCACUAAGAGGUAAAUGCUCACAAACGGACCACUUGACAGAAGAGACUAAACUAAAGUUUUAUUCGUCUCCUCAUAUUCAAAGUGAUCAGAACUCGUGAGCAGACGUCUGAAAAUGUGAAACACUCAGUAAUGUUUUUCGGUUGAAAUGAAAAGCAACUUUCACAUCCGUGACUUUUCCUUUUAAUAAAGACGAUAACAGUGUUAAAAAUGAAAAAGUGCAAUUUAUUUUUCAGGUCUAAAGUCUGUACAGUACAUCAUGUCAUAAGCAAAAGUACAAAAGUAGUUUGGUGAUUGAAAAAACAAUAAACUUUCCUUGUGAAAACAGCAA